AUGAGAGCCAAUACCUUGAUUUUAUUGCUUGCUACCAUAGCUUCAAUCAAUGCUAGAGCUUUAGCACCAAAUAAGGCACAAGCUGAAGUCAUUGUCAAAAGAGCAGAUAGCUCAGAUGACUCUUCAGCCACUGCAGAUGACUCUAGCUCUUCAAGCGACGAUUCCAGCUCUUCUAGUGAUGACCCAAGUUCUUCUAGCGAUGAUGCUAGUUCUUCAAGCGACGAUGCUAGCUCUUCAAGCGACGACACUAGUUCUUCAAGUGAUGAUGCUAGUUCUUCAAGUGAUGAUGCUAGUUCUUCAAGUGAUGAUGCUAGUUCUUCAAGUGAUGAUGCAAGUUCGUCUAGUGAUGAUUCAAGUUCAGGAGACUCGAGCUCAAGCGAUGACGCUAGCUCAACCGACGAUUCGGGUUCUUCAUCUUCCAGUGAUGACUCAGAUUCUUCAUCUUCCAGUGAUGACUCAGGUUCUUCUUCAAGUGAUGACUCCGGCUCUUCGGAAUCUUCAGGCUCAAGCUCUUCAAGUUCAGACUCUGCUGCAAACAAUGCAUCACCAUUUGGUUACGGUGUAGCUAUCGUUGGAUUUAUUGCAGGCUCAAUGUUAAUUUAA
Messenger RNA from Priceomyces carsonii, 603 nucleotides. RefSeq names its product Pga39p (gene PGA39). The record is from RefSeq and is a predicted model, not a curated record. Bases 1 to 603 code for a protein of 200 amino acids. Lineage: Eukaryota; Fungi; Ascomycota; Pichiomycetes; Serinales; Debaryomycetaceae. The transcript has a single exon.